This is a messenger RNA of Cooperia oncophora, 336 nucleotides long. Lineage: Eukaryota; Metazoa; Nematoda; Chromadorea; Rhabditida; Trichostrongylidae. The record is from the annotation of a GenBank genome assembly.
AAGUAUGAGGUCCCACUCGUUUCCAUUGAUUUUCAUCAAACCGUCUUCGCUCUAGGUAAUGAAGCCGACAUCUUCCUUAUAGCUAGUUUUUAUCAUCUUUUGAUCCAUAACCUAUCUUUGCAGACCCAAACUGAUCGACCAUUGUUGUGUUCGGUGUGCAAGGAGGGUACAAUGAAGUUCUGGGAUAUCACCACUUCUCGACGUUUCAAGCUGGUUGAAGAAAUGCCGAAAGCCCAUAGUGAAUCGAUUUAUUCUGUUUGCUCCAAUAAAUACAUGGUUUUCACAGCGUCCAGUGAUCAAACAAUCGGUUUUUGGAAACUCAGUGUCCAGGAUUAA